Messenger RNA from Manis javanica (Malayan pangolin), 5517 nucleotides. RefSeq names its product rabenosyn, RAB effector (gene RBSN). The record is from RefSeq and is a predicted model, not a curated record. NCBI's taxonomy places the organism in Eukaryota, Metazoa, Chordata, Mammalia, Pholidota, Manidae. Gene Ontology annotation, molecular function: metal ion binding.
AUUUGGUUAUGCGGCUGAUGGGUGGGCGGGUGGCUGUCUCCCGGGUGGAGUGUUUGGUUCUCUAGUUGCUUUAGGUUGAGACGUUAUAGGCUCUGAGUUUGUGCGGAGUUGUUGAUAGGGUUUUGUGUGGCGUCGGUGCAAUUGGUGGCGUUGUCACGUCUGCUCUUUCGUGUCGUGUGUUACACGACGUGUGCACAGUCGUGCCGAUUUAUGUGGAGGGUGGUUGUGUGCUCUCGUGAGGCCGUCAUGAGUGGAAUGUGUUUCUGUGAGGUACGUAGCAGGGUAGCAUCUGUGCCGGACCUAGAGUUGCAGCAUAUGUAGAUUUUAUUUUUAUUUUUUACUUGGGUUAGGGUGUGCGGGGCUUGCCUGUGUUAUCGUUGUGGGGUCUGGCUCGGUGGUUUGCAGUAGAUUUCUUUGGUUUGUGGUGGGUGUGUGGUUAUAUGAAUUUACAGUUCAUUCAUUCAUUCGUGGAGCUGUAUGGCGUUGCUUCGAGGUUCGUGCCAGGCCCAGGCCUAGACCCUGGGCCUGGCGGGGAAAACAGGCAGUCUCUGCCCUCACAGAGUUUAGUCUUAUGUAUUUAGUAAUUUUAUAUGCUUAUGAUUAUAAAUUGGGGUAAAUAAUGUGAAGGAAAAGAGCCGGGCAGGCCCAUGGGAGAAUUCAAGUAAGAGACAUUUCCUUAAGGAAGCGAGGUUGGGUUGAGAUGUGAAGGGUGUGUAUGUGUUUAAUUUGUGGUUGUGAGGGGUGAGUAGUGGGAAGGAAGGGGGCUUUGGGAGUCAGGGAGUCAGAAGAACCAUUGGUUUGGAAGGGAACUGGAGCUUCUCUUUAAGCGAGCAUCUGGAAACGGGGCUGACAUCGGCACGUGUACAGUCACUGGAUUUCUUAGAGGUGCAAGAGCACAAUACAUGAGGUUGAAUAAAUGAUCAAGGUGAAGAGAGUCAAACAAAAACUCUGCAUGUUGAUAAGUACUUCAGACAUUUCUCCAGUGGCUAAAGUAGCAUGCAAGUUAUGAAGUUGGACCAUUUGGAAUGAAUUUAGGGAAUUGGUUGGGCUUCUCCUGAUUCAGAGGAUGAGGAGACCACGAUGCAGCUUCUCCAUCAUCUGUGUGCUGCUUGGUUAGGCUAAUGCUGCAGCAACCCUAGGCCACUGCAGAAGAAUCAAGCUGACUCUUGGCAUGAAGCCCCUGCCUUGUGGGGGUUGAGAGGGACACUACCAUGGCUUCUCUGGAUGACCCAGGGGAAGUGAGAGAGGGCUUCCUUUGCCCUUUGUGCCUGAAGGACCUGCAGUCUUUCUAUCAGCUUCAGUCACACUAUGAGGAAGAGCACUCUGGGGAAGACCGUGAUGUCAAAGGGCAAAUUAAAAGUUUUGUCCAGAAGGCUAAGAAAGCAAAGAACAGGCUGUUGAAGCGAGAAGGAGAUGACCGAGCAGAAUCGGGGAGCCAAGGAUAUGAGUCUUUCAGCUAUGGAGGGGUGGACCCUUACAUGUGGGAACCCCAGGAGCUGGGUGCUAUCAGAAGCCAUCUUUCUGACUUCAAAAAACAUCGAGCUGCCAGAAUUGACCACUACGUUGUUGAAGUCAAUAAAUUAAUAAUCAGAUUAGAGAAGCUCACUGCCUUUGACAGAAUGAAUACUGAGUCCACCAAGAUCCGAGCCAUAGAAAAGUCUGUGGUGCCUUGGGUGAACGAUCAGGAUGUCCCUUUCUGCCCAGACUGUGGGAGCAAGUUCAGCAUCCGGCACCGCCGGCACCACUGCCGCCUCUGUGGGUCCAUUAUGUGCAAGAAGUGCUCGGAGCUCAUCAGCCUUCCCUUGGCAAACAAGCUCACCAGUGCCAGCAAGGACUCCCUGAGCACCCACACCAGCCCCAGCCAGUCACCCAGCAGCGUCCAGGGCUCCCGCCGGGGUAGCAUCAGCAGCCUGAGCAGUGUGAGCUCCGUCCUGGACGAGAAGGAUGAUGACCACAUCCGCUGCUGCGCGCACUGCAAGGGCACGCUGCUCAAGAGGGAGCAGCAGCUGGACGAGAGGGAGCACAGUCCCGACAUUGUGAAGCUCUACGAGAAAUUACAGCUUUGCAUGGAGAAAGUUGACCAAAAAGCUCCCGAGUACAUCAGGAUGGCAGCAUCAUUAAAUGCCGGGGAGACAACCUACAACCUGGAACAUGCCAAUGACGUGCGGAUGGAGGUGCAGAAAGUGUAUGAGCUAAUAGACGCUUUAAGUAAGAAGAUCCUAACCUUAGGCUUGAACCAGGACCCUCCUCCACAUCCAAACAGCACGCGGCUGCAGAAGAUGAUCAGAUACUCAGCCACACUUUUUGUGCAGGAAAAGCUGCUUGGUUUGAUGUCACUGCCAACUAAAGAACAGUUUGAGGAACUGAAAAAGAAAAGGAAGCAGGAAAUGGAGAGGAAGAGGAUCCUGGAGAGACAGGCUGCCCUGGAGGCCCAGCGAAGGCUCGAGGAAAGGCGGAGCCACACGGCCCCGCGGGCGGCCAACGGGGAGGUGGCGGCCCUUCGUGGGGGCCCUGGCCCCGUGAGGAAGGCCGAGGGCUGGCUCCCGCUUUCGGGAGGGCAGGGGCAGAGCGAAGACUCGGAUCCCCUGCUGCAGCAGAUCCGCAACAUCACGUCGUUCAUCAGGCAGGCCCGGGCGGCCGGCCGCACAGAUGAGGUGCGCACCCUGCAGGAGAACCUGCGGCAGCUGCAGGACGAGUAUGACCAGCAGCAGACGGAGAAGGCCUUGGAGCUGUCCCGGAGGCAGGCCGAGGAGGAGGCCCUGCAGCAGGAACAGCUGCAGAUGCUGUGUGAACGCGAGUGGGAACGGGAGAGGGAGCAGUUCCGGGCGGCGUCCCUGCACACGCGGACGCGGUCCCUGGACUUCCGAGAGGUGCGGCCUUUUCAGCUGGAGCCCGGCCGAGAGCCCCGCUCCCACCCUGCCCAUGCUGCGGGUCUCAGCUCUUCGCCAGAUUGGAGCAGCGCGGCUCCCGAGAUGCCUUCCCCCAGCACAGCCCUGGAGCCCGUGCCAUUGUGGUCUGGGCCCCCGGCCCCUGGCCAGGACUCCCUGCCCCCAGGCCCUGGCUCACAGCAGAAUGCCGUGCCCUCCUUCAACCCCUUUGAGGAGGAAGCACCCCCCAGCCCCCCUGCCGCAGAGCCUGCCUGCCGCCCUUCUGCCCGCGCCCUCAGAGAGUACAAUCCUUUCGAGGAGGCGGAGGCGGCCGUGGCUGUGGCAGGGAACCCUUUCGCUAGCCCGGGCAGCCCGGCACCCAACCCCUUCGACGAGGACGAUGAGCAGCCUCACCAGAGGCCCGCAAGCCCCCCGGUUCCUGGCAACCCCUUCGAGGAUGCCCCCUGCACCAACCCCUUCGAGACGGACAGUGACGCAGUGCCAGAGGCCGAGGGGCCCAUCGAGGAGGAGCUCCUCCUGCAGCAGAUCGACAACAUCAAGGCGUACAUCUUUGAUGCGAAGCAGUGCGGCCGCCUGGACGAGGUGGAGGUGCUGACGGAGAACCUGAGGGAGCUGAAGCGCGCUCUGGCCAAGCAGCAGGGCGCUGACUGAGGGCGGGCGGCCUGCGGGCUGCGGCAGGAGGCAGGGCUGGGCAGGUGGAUGAGUUGGCCCUGACCCGGCAGGGAGCCGCAGUGGUGCGCACACUCCAGGGUUUCCCACUAUAGCUGAAUAUUUCAAUGGUAACGAGAACAGGGAGCACCAGCAUUUAUUUGCCGUUCUUCCUGUUUGUUUUUUUAAAUUGGGUUUUCCCUUUGGAAAGGACUUGAAAUUUUCACUACAGUGAUAAAACUAAAUGCAGUUCUCAAACGACUGCCACCCCCUUAAGGGUGCGUUGGCUCCUGCCUAGUGCUUGGCCAUUAUGCAGUAUUAUGGGGCAGCCUUAGAAAGUGCCCUUCCUUUCACCAAGACAGACAAGAUGGGGUCCUUUCAGCCUUACCCUGCUCUGGCAGUCUGUCCCAGACUUCUAUGGGUUCCUUUCCCCUGGGGCCUUCUCCACCCUGUGUGGCACGUUCCACCCUAUGCAGCCAUCGGGGAGGUAAGAAGUUUAGACCUAGGAGAGCCCAGCACCUCUUUUAAAGAGAGGGUGACGGGGGUGAGGUUUCACCAGUCUGUUUCCCCCUCAGCUUAAGUCCUUGUUUUUCUCUUUCAGGAAGUUGAACUCCCAGUGCAGGUGUAUCACUGUGAGUCUGAUCAUGAGCUUUUUAGAAAAAAGGAGUGGCUGACUGGUUGAGGGGGUAGCAUUAUUUGGGGUACAUCUACCCAGAUGGCACUCUGUUGGAAACAAACAACCGAUGGAGUGAUUGUCUCUGGAGAAACCUCCCUCUAGAGCUUUGUCAAAAUUAUUCUGACCUGGGCUUUUUCAGAGAGCCUAGUCUAUCAUUUAGGAAUUGGUGAUCAGGAGUCAGGAGAGUGGAAACUUCCCUCAGUCAGAAGAUAAUUUACAAAACUAAUUGAUCAGCUUCCUUCCCUGUUGGUUCAUCCUGUCCUAACCUGGGACACUGGUGAGAUAUUUUCUUACCAAUGUUUAGUACCAAGAAAGGGAAAUGUCUGAAGAGGCACAAUGCAGGAUCGUUCUGAUAGUGUCUCAGUCCUUGAACUCUUCACCAGUUAAGGGCAUAAAGGGAAAUUGUUAAUUUAGCUCUGGUGCUUUGGUUUACAGAAACAUAACCCUUAACUGACUUUGACAUCAUGACACCCAAGUGUGCUCAGCUCUAGGUAGAGUCCCUACAGCUACACUUGUUGAUUAAUGAACAAUACCUGGCCACUAGUCACUUUAUACCCCUUACGCAACGUGGGGGGUCACACCCACACUGGUUACUGGUCUGAGAGCUGAAAUUCAUUUUGUUACAUUCUGGGAAGAACCCUGUUGAUCCUGGGAAUGUCAGAAAAACAUUGUAGUGUUGAAGUAAUCUGUAUUUGUGUUGACACUAUUUACAUUUGCUUAGCACCUGUCAGAUCUUUGGGCUGACUGAUAAGGUCCUGUAUUGGGGUGUGGGGAUGGGGAGUGGGUGGAGGCUUUGUGGAGGACCAUUGGCAUUGGGGUUCUGUUUCACAAAGGAUGAGUGGGUUCCCGUGUCAGGCAGUUACCAAUCCUGCUGAUUGUCACGGAGGUUUUAAAAGGUUGUCAGCUCAAUGCCUAAAAUGUUGCCUGGUCCCGGCCCCUCUUCUUCCUUGAGGCCCAUGCCCUUUGUGCUGUUAUUACCCAGGAGGGUUUCAUGGCUGGCUGGCAUGCCACCCCCUGCCCAGCCUGUCUUUUCUCUCUGACUAAAGAGGAAGGCAUUCCCUGCACCAAAAAGCAGGUUGUUCCAGAAGCUAAAUGCUGCUGUCCAUCAUAAGUACUUUUCUUAUGAGAGUAUCUAUCUUAAUUAGCUCGUGAUUUGGAGACUGGUUUACUUAACAUCCUCUUUCUCUAAAAUCAACCCCAGGUAGCAAUCUGUAAGUAACUGAGAGCAUUAAGAACCACACAUAUAAGAAACAUUUUUUAAAACUUAAAAAAAAUCACUAAAUAUACUAACCCAAAUUGAAACCC